AAAGUACGCCAAGUACAUGUGCUUCCUGUGAUACACGUCUGUCAAAAUUUGCGUCAACGAAGUAAAUACUCUAAAACGUUAAAGUUGAAUGAAAGUUAGUGAAUAAUUUAAACAAUUCACCAAAAAGACUCAAAGAAAACUCAGUUAACUUAAUUGUGUUCGUUGAACCUGAGAAUGAAGAUUGAAAUUAUGUCUUGGGUAGCACUUUCGUGUCUCUGGUUAAUGUUUGCCGGUUCUGCCGCUUUGAAAGAAGGGCAAUGUGAAGUCUGUGUCAAAGUUUUAGACAGAUUUGUUAAUUCCUUAGAUGAGGAUGUAAAAAAGAAUCAAGAAAAAGUAGAACAAGAAUUGAAAAACUUCUGCAAAAAAUUAAAAAACAAAGAAGAAAGAUUUUGUUACUACAUUGGUGGAUUAGAAACUUCAGCAACAAAUAUUCUACGUAUGAUAUCUAAACCAAUAGGCUACCAUAUGCCUGCAGAAAAACUGUGUACUAAGCUGAAAGAAGCAGAUGGUCAGAUCUGUGAACUUAAAUAUGAUAAAGAAAUUGAUCUGGCAUCAGUUAAUUUGAAGAAAUUGAAAGUAAAAGAUUUGAAAAAGAUUUUAUCUAACUGGGGAGAAGAUAAUGCCUGUAAAGGAUGUGCUGAAAAGUCAGACUUUAUCAAAGUGGUAGAGGAAUUAAUGCCUAAGUAUGCUCCUGAGGCUGCCAAAAAGAGGAAGACAGAGUUAUAAUGUUAAUACUACUUAGGGAAAAAACUAUUAUAACUAUGAUUAUUGUUAGAUUAUUCAAAGGAAAAUAAAUUAAUGUUUUAUACAUCUGCAGAAGUUUCUGGCUGAUUAGUGGUAUUUCUUUGAAUAUUGUUAUUUUUUUCUGUAGAAGAUUGCUAAGAAGUUUAUUUCUUGCAAACUUCAACUUAAACUUUAAAAUUUUCAAUACACCUGAACUUACACCUAAAUUAUGGAAGCAUUCAAAGUAAACCCCUUAAAACAAUGCAAAUAGUUAAAAUUAGUAAUGGUGGUAUGAUAUGCUGAGCAAUAUAAAUGUAUAUCAUAUAGGCCGAUAUUUGAUGAAGUGCUUAAGAAAUGUUAAACAUUAAUAAAUGAUUUUUGUAUGGCAUAAGAUGUCUUGCAUAUGCAUGAAAAGAUUAACAAUUCACCAUAACAAGAUAAAAUUUUCAUAUAUUUGAAAUAUAAAAUUUUGUAUAAAAUUUUUAAACAUUUAGGAUUUACUGCAAUAAUUUAUUUGCAGUUUUAGUGUUAUAGAUGACUUCCAGCAAGUUUGAAUGUGUAUCAUCUUAAUGAAAAAAUGUAUGAAGAGAUUUUCAUGUUUCAUGGAACGGAACCGUAAUUUUGAAGACUUUAAACAUGAAGACUCUCUUGAGAUUUUUCCCUCGGCCUACAAACAUGGUUACAUAUUUGUUGUCUGCAUUUUUUCUGGUAUAUAUAAUAUUAAGGAAAUAGUUGUGUUACUUUUAUCUGGAAAUCUAUUUUAACAUGACUUGUCCAGUUUAUAAUAGACACAGACAAUAAGAUCAAUAACAUUAUAUUAUGUUUAAUAUUAUUUUAAAGGUUUUGAUUAUAUAAAGGAAAUGAGGAUAUAUAUUUUUAAACCUUUGUGUAGACGAUAUGGAGUGAAAAAUGUUAUUUAAAGAUGAAAUGAAUAUAUAUUUUAAAAUAUAAGGAGGAGGUAACUAUUAUCAGGAAAGAAAAAUUUUGGAUGGUUUUCACAAGUUUAACUUAAUACAAUGCUGAUGUCUGUUGUACUAAAUGUUGUAAACAUAUUAAGAACCAUCAUAUGUUGAUGACUUAAACUGUAUACUAUGUAGUGUAAAUGUAAUAUUUUUUAAAACUAACGUUUAUUUAUAAUAUAAUUGUUUAUAUUUGUUUAAAAGAAGAUUAUUGACAAAAUAUAUUUUCAUGUGUCUUAACAAUGAUAAUUUUCAUUGCAAACUCUCUUGACAUAAUCUUGGGACCAUUUUGGGACUUGACGGUGAAACAGUUCUUCCUCUCCAGGGAUCACUAGCAUGUCAUCACUGAGGUUGCCUUUUUGAACCACUGCUUGUGGAUAGAUUUAUUUGACUCCAAUCUUUACCGACAAGGAUUGCCAGUUUGCCUUCCGAAGGAUGUGGUUCUCUAUUGGUAUUCUGGUUUUCUCCACCUUUAAAAACUGGCCUCUGUUAUAUUGUCAAGGCAACUGAAAGUUGAGUUAAAUGCCAACAGACAAUCACAGUACAAUUCAAACAUAGCAAUUCACUUAUAAAUAUGGGAACAAUGCAAAGGCACAUUUUAAUAUUUUGGGAUUAUUCAUUGUUUGAUUCAAUAACCCUUUGCAGUAACUUUUCAUGUUUUAAUGAACAUCAUCAAAUUAACAGGGUUUCAAAUCUUCUUUGUUAAUUAAAGCCAUGCAGAUGUAUUAAGUAUUUAUAUUACAGAAAUAUAAAAAUAAAUGACUAAAUUUUCCUUGCAACUUUUUUUAUUAAAUGUGUAUUUUAUGUAGUAGGGAUGUUAAAGUAUAUUUGCACAGAGAGUGAAGUAUAUAAAUGCUUUUGACUGUUAUUGUAAGGGAUAUGAAUGUUCCAAUGAUGUAUGAAUGUAGAUUCACUGCACAAUGUGUCAUUAACUCAAAGCGAUCUUGUGAUAUCAUCCUGUCAUUUAGGUAUAGUUGUAAACGUAUGGUGUGAGUUGUUAAUGAACAGAAAUAUUUUGUCUAAAUAAAAUAUCUUUAUGUCA
Mytilus californianus (California mussel) is the source of this 2724-nucleotide messenger RNA. RefSeq names its product mesencephalic astrocyte-derived neurotrophic factor homolog. The record is from RefSeq and is a predicted model, not a curated record. Gene Ontology annotation, cellular component: endoplasmic reticulum. Gene Ontology annotation, biological process: neuron projection development; dopaminergic neuron differentiation. NCBI's taxonomy places the organism in Eukaryota, Metazoa, Mollusca, Bivalvia, Mytilida, Mytilidae. Bases 175 to 726 code for a protein of 183 amino acids. The transcript has 4 exons.